This is a messenger RNA of Lethenteron reissneri (Far Eastern brook lamprey), 2465 nucleotides long. Its product is annotated as gremlin-2-like. NCBI's taxonomy places the organism in Eukaryota, Metazoa, Chordata, Hyperoartia, Petromyzontiformes, Petromyzontidae. Gene Ontology annotation, biological process: animal organ morphogenesis. The record is from RefSeq and is a predicted model, not a curated record. Gene Ontology annotation, molecular function: receptor ligand activity; BMP binding.
GGCGGCGUCGCGUGGCUCUAAUCAACGACUCUCAUGGAAUAUUGCUCAGUGCAAAAAACCGAGCGCACGGGUUACGCAACUGACGUCUCGCCCUCCCGUCGCGAUGCCUCUCGUCGUUGUCACGGGCGCCACGAGGCCUCCUCCGGCAGGGACGACAUCGCGGUCGACGCAUCAGGUGGCCUGCAGGCACAGAGGCAGAACGGGCCUUUUCCUGCACGUCGCCACCAUCCUGCUGCUGUCGCUGUGCUGUGCGCAGUCGCUGACCCAGGGCCCCAAGCGGCAAGCGGCGGUGGCGGCUGCGGCCAGACCCCCGGGGGACCUGCCCUCGCCGCGCAAAGAGCGUCCCAACAGCUCGGCGGGACGAGCGCCCAAGGACGAGGUGCUGGCCUCCAGCCAGGACGCCCUCGUGGUAACGGAGCGCCGCUACCUGAAGAGCGACUGGUGCAAGACGCAGCCGCUGCGGCAGACCGUGAGCGAGGAGGGCUGCAACAGCCGCACGGUCAUCAACCGCUUCUGCUACGGCCAGUGCAACUCGUUCUACAUCCCGCGGGGCGCGGCAGGCCCCCUCGGCGCGCACGCCUUCCAGUCGUGCGCCUUCUGCAAGCCGCAGCAGGUCGGCACGCUCGCAGUGGCGCUGGACUGCCCGGGCCGCCAGCCCGCCGUGACGCGCAAGCUGGUGCCGCGCAUCAAGCGGUGCCGCUGCAUGUCCGUAAGCGUCGGAGACUGAGCUCCGUUGCGUUUCGCUUUUGCCGCCGCUCGGCCCGGUCUUGCUUGCAAGAGACGCCGGGAGAAGGCGACGAUGGACUUUCGUGGUUGUCGGGCAGUGAAAUGGCCAGUGUUACGUUUUCUUAAAAAUAUUCAGCUGUUUUUAUUUCAGGCAAUUAUGGCUGUGAGUGGAUGAAAAUGACUGCGACUGCCCACCGAGAUUAUUACGGGAAUCUUAACGAAGUCUGAAUGAAAAUGCAGUCUAAGGUAAUUUAGUUAAGUUCUUAGAGACAGCAGUGAACCGAGGAAGAUCAAAGUAAGUAAUUUUCUAUACCUUAGAUGUAUAUACAAGAUGUUACCCAGUUCACCGAUUGGCUCAGCUGAUAGUAUUAAGGGAAGGGGGUCAGAUUGCUUGCCCCUUUACACCAACAUUUAGCAACUGAGGAAUAUACUACAUUUGACUGCCUACCCACCUUAGUCGACGAGGCUAAGAUUAUAAUUAAAAAGUCUGACUAAACGAACACUAGUUUCGGCUGUAUGUUUAUUGAUGUUCCAAAAUUGCUUUAUGUUCAGGUGAAAGUCACCCAGUUAAAACUUAAAGUUUUUAUUUUUAUUUUACCAGGUAAUGCCCACUGAGCUAUAGCUCGUUUUCAGAACUGGCCACAAAUGACAGCUAAACGAAGUGGCUUAUCACGUGGGCAAUUUAAUGCAGCCAAAUACCCUAAACACGCGUCGAUUCUAAAUGUGGAGGGAAUAACUGGAGAACCCGAGGAAAUGUCACAGUCGGAAUCAAACCCACGACAUGCUGUAUACCAGGCGAGGUAGUUAACAUCUCAUCACCAUGGCGCCCCAAUUGUUGUUGUUGUCUGGAGUAAUAAAAAAGAGAAAUGCCCGCGCGUGCACGGUGGAAGAAUUACCGACGGCCGCGUGUAAACAAUGAACAAGCCUCGGCUAUUUAUCUAGCCUACUCCUGGGGUUUUUUUUUAAGUAUGUUGCUACAAUUAAAACACUUAAACCUGGAAAAUAUCGGAUCAAUAGCGCAUCAAAGAGGGGCACGCGGUUGGAAUAAUAAACACGACCCUCUUGGGAGUGAUCCCUUCCUUGAACCACUUCAGCUCCGUGCGAUCAACUCCACUCAACACGACUGCCGUUGAAUACCCCUCCAGGAAUUCAUAAUUUCCGAUUGGUUUCCAUCCGAUGGGUAGCGUUCGAGACGUUUUUCAAGCCAAGGGGUCUUAGUGUGUUGUGUGUCAAAUGCUUAAAACUGAUACGAAAGAGGUUGAAUUAUUGUUUCCGAGGUUCCCUAUGGUGUGUGUUUCUGUACGUCUGUCACAGAGGUGGUUCUCAAUCACAAUAUAACCCAAGGUUUUUUGCAAAAUCAAUAAGUAACUCAAAUGUUCAGAUUUUUUUAAAGCAAAAAUGUGACAUUGGCUAUUUUCCGUGCUUUACCGAACACAACAGUGAACUUUAAUAAAAACAAGUUCAUGCAAUUUCAAGAUGUUAUUUCAUGUAGAACUAACCUAUUCUCCAGAACAUUAAGCACCCCCAACUUUUGCUGAAAAAUACUGGGGGGGUGUGGGGGAGGGAAAGCAAUAAUAUUUUAAUACGUCACAAUAGAAAUUGCUUUAAUUGUGCCAUUAUCGGACACAUUUGAUUUUGCGCGGUAGAUAUGAAAAAGUAUAUUAUUAUUAUUAAGAAGAAUAAGAAAAGCCUAUUGUGUGUUAAGCAAUGUGCAUUGCAUAUUAUGAGUAUAUAGUCUU